Messenger RNA from Pipistrellus nathusii (Nathusius's pipistrelle), 2223 nucleotides. The record is from the annotation of a GenBank genome assembly. Lineage: Eukaryota; Metazoa; Chordata; Mammalia; Chiroptera; Vespertilionidae.
AUGUCCUUUGGCAGAGACAUGGAGCUGGAGCACUUUGAUGAGCGGGAUAAGGCCCAGAGAUACAGCCGAGGGUCGCGGGUGAAUGGGCUCCCCAGCCCCACACACAGCGCCCACUGCAGCUUUUACAGAACCCGCACGCUGCAGACGCUCAGCUCUGAGAAGAAGGCCAAGAAAGUUCGUUUCUAUCGAAAUGGAGAUCGGUACUUUAAAGGGAUUGUGUAUGCCAUCUCCCCAGAUCGGUUCCGAUCUUUUGAUGCCCUGCUGGCUGAUUUAACCCGAACUCUGUCGGAUAAUGUGAAUUUGCCCCAGGGAGUGAGAACAAUCUACACCAUUGAUGGACUCAAGAAGAUUUCCAACCUGGACCAACUGGUGGAAGGAGAGAGUUAUGUGUGUGGGUCUAUAGAGCCCUUCAAGAAACUGGAGUAUACCAAGAAUGUGAACCCCAACUGGUCUGUGAAUGUCAAAACCACCUCAGCAUCCCGAGCAGUGUCAUCACUGGCUACUGCCAAAGGGAGCCCUUCAGAGGUGCGGGAGAAUAAAGAUUUCAUUCGGCCCAAACUUGUCACCAUCAUCAGAAGUGGGGUGAAGCCACGGAAAGCAGUCCGAAUUCUGCUGAACAAGAAGACUGCUCAUUCCUUUGAGCAGGUUCUCACUGAUAUCACUGAUGCCAUCAAGCUGGACUCGGGAGUGGUGAAACGCCUGUAUACCCUGGAUGGGAAGCAGGUGAUGUGCCUUCAGGACUUUUUUGGUGACGAUGACAUUUUUAUUGCAUGUGGACCAGAGAAGUUCCGUUACCAGGAUGAUUUCUUGCUAGAUGAAAGUGAAUGUCGAGUUGUGAAGUCCACUUCUUACACCAAAAUAGCUUCGUCAUCUCGCAGGAGCACCACCAAGAGCCCAGGACCUUCCAGGCGCAGCAAGUCGCCAGCAUCGACUAGCUCAGUUAAUGGGACCCCUGGUAGUCAACUCUCUACUCCGCGGUCUGGCAAGUCACCAAGUCCAUCGCCCACCAGUCCAGGAAGCCUUCGGAAACAGAGGAGCUCUCAGCAUGGAGGUUCCUCUACUUCACUUGCGUCCACCAAAGUAUGCAGCUCGAUGGAUGAGAAUGAUGGACCCGGAGAAGAAGUGUCGGAGGAAGGCUUCCAGAUUCCAGCCACAAUAACGGAACGAUAUAAAGUUGGAAGGACAAUAGGAGAUGGAAAUUUUGCUGUUGUCAAGGAAUGUGUAGAAAGGUCAACUGCUAGGGAGUAUGCACUGAAAAUUAUCAAGAAAAGCAAAUGUCGAGGCAAAGAGCACAUGAUCCAGAGCGAGGUGUCUAUCUUAAGAAGAGUGAAGCAUCCCAACAUUGUUCUUCUGAUUGAAGAGAUGGAUGUGCCAACUGAACUGUAUCUUGUUAUGGAAUUGGUAAAGGGUGGAGACCUCUUUGAUGCCAUUACUUCCACAAACAAAUACACUGAGAGAGAUGCCAGUGGGAUGCUGUACAACCUGGCCAGUGCUAUCAAAUACCUGCAUAGCCUGAACAUCGUCCACCGUGACAUCAAGCCGGAGAACCUGCUGGUGUAUGAACACCAAGAUGGCAGCAAAUCACUGAAGCUGGGUGACUUUGGACUGGCCACCAUUGUGGAUGGCCCCUUGUACACAGUCUGUGGUACCCCAACAUACGUGGCUCCAGAAAUCAUUGCAGAGACUGGAUAUGGCCUGAAGGUAGACAUCUGGGCAGCUGGUGUAAUCACAUAUAUCCUGCUGUGUGGCUUUCCUCCAUUUCGUGGAAGUGGUGAUGACCAGGAGGUGCUUUUUGACCAGAUUUUGAUGGGACAAGUAGACUUUCCUUCUCCAUACUGGGAUAAUGUUUCUGAUUCUGCAAAGGAGCUUAUCACCAUGAUGCUGUUGGUCAAUGUUGAUCAGCGAUUUUCAGCCAUGCAAGUCCUUGAGCAUCCCUGGGUAAAUGAUGACAGCCUCCCAGAAAAUGAACAUCAGCUGUCAGUAGCUGGAAAGAUAAAGAAGCAUUUCAACACAGGCCCCAAGCCGAAUAGCACAGCAGCUGGAGUUUCUGUCAUAGCAACCACCGCUCUUGAUAAGGAGAGGCAGGUUUUCCGACGAAGAUGCAACCAGGAUGUGAGGAGCCGAUACAAGGCACAGUCAGCUCCACCCGAAUUCAACUCGGAAUCUGAAGACUACUCCCCAAGCUCAUCCGAGACUGUUCGCUCCCCAAACUCGCCCUUUUAA